This is a messenger RNA of Tetrahymena thermophila SB210, 2838 nucleotides long. RefSeq names its product DEAD protein. The transcript has a single exon. NCBI's taxonomy places the organism in Eukaryota, Ciliophora, Oligohymenophorea, Hymenostomatida, Tetrahymenidae. The record is from RefSeq and is a predicted model, not a curated record. Gene Ontology annotation, cellular component: nucleus. Gene Ontology annotation, biological process: regulation of double-strand break repair via homologous recombination; telomeric loop disassembly; negative regulation of DNA recombination. Gene Ontology annotation, molecular function: ATP binding; DNA helicase activity; DNA polymerase binding.
AUGAAAAAUAUUAUAAAUUCGCUAUGCGAAAAAUAAAAUCUGCUAUUUUAAUCACCAACAGGAACAGGUAAAACACUUGUAACUAUUUGUUCUGCUCUUGCAUACGCUGAGAAGAAUCCUAAUGUUUAGGUAUUAGUUUUAACAAGAACUAAUGAAUAAAUAAAUGGUUUUAUAAAAGAAAUAAGAAAAAUUAAUAAAUAUCCAAAGAUAAGCAAGUAUUCUAUUUUGGCUGGAAGAAAUUAGUUUUGUUUAAAUCUUGAUGAUUUUAAAAAAGAUUUUGAAAAGCAAGGAAUAAAAAAAUCUAAAUUUAAUAAACAUCUUACUAAAGAAUGUAAUGAUAGAUGUAAAAGAACUAAUUGUGAAACCCACAAAGCUAUGUAAUCUCCUGAUUUGAGCUUAUUUGCAUAAAAUAAAUAUGUAAAUAUUAAUCAAAGAGUAUUUUAAGAUUAAAGGGAAUAACUAGGGUGCACAUGUUGCCCACAUUUCAAAAUUUACAAAAAGAUUCUAAAAAAGAAGUAGAAAGAAAAUUUAAAAAUGGAUAUACAUUUUCCAUUUGUAAGUUAAGGUUAUAAUCAACAAUAUAAUUUGCCUGAUAUUGAAGACAUGAAGGAAUUAUUCGAACAAUAAGAGUUAGGGUGCCCAUUUUAUUUUAAUAAACUAGCAACACGCUCUGCUAAAUUGGUUUUUUCUACAUACAACUAUCUUAUUAAAUAGAAUAUAUUAGGAAAUAUUAAAGACCUCUUUGAAGGUGAAGUAGUUGUAAUUUUUGAUGAAGCUCAUAAUAUUUCAGAGUAAGCUGAGCAAGAAUAAAGUACUAAAAUGCAAUAAAAAUAUUGGGAUUAAUUGGAUACUACUCUUCAAUAAGUAUAAAGAGUUUUUAACAAAAAUAAUUAUUCUAGCUAAAAUCUAAAUAAUCUUUAUCGAAAUGUUCAAGAUAUAAUUUGUAAAGAUAUUUAAGAAGAAGCUAAUUAUUUCAUGUCUAGUCUCUAAAAAAAAAUAGUUGAGGGUGAAAGUACAGAUACAGAGAGUGAUAAGUCUGAUUUAGAUUCUUCUAGCCAAGAACAAAAUGAUAAAGAUGAUGAUGAUGUGGAAAAAGUCUCUCCUAAAUUUAAGCAUGUAAAAUACAUUAAAUAGGUAUCCCAGGAGGAUUAAAAGCAAUCAAAAAGGAAAUUUAUUUAAAACAUCCAGUUUUCCUCUCAAGAUAUUUAUGAUAAAAUAAAUUUAAUAAUUUUUAAUAAUGGUGAAUUACCAUAAAAUUCGGAUGAGAAUCUUAAACAAAUUUAAUAGUACAUAAAAGAUAUUAAAUAAAAUAAAGAUUAUACAAUUGUUGAAAUGGAAAGUACAUUUGCAUCUUAUUAAGAUUUAAGAAGAAAAGAAAUAUUGGAUUUUUUUAACAAUUUUCAGGGUCACUUCUUAAGCAUAAAAGAAGAUUGUGAGAACAUUUAAUAUAUAUUUGAUGAAAAAAAUUAAAAGGAUGUUAAACCUUUUUGCUGUCUUUUUUCAGAUAAAGAAAUUACAAAAUAAUUUUAAUUAUUGAAUGUAGUUGACGUUAAACAAGCUGAAAAUUUUAUUGAUAGGUUAACAAAAAUGUUUACCAUGCUCUAAUAUUUAAAAAAAGUGAUUAGAGUUUACACAGAAAAGGAAAAAAAAGAAUCUAAAAGUAAAAGUGAUGCUCAACGCAAUAUUUUUGUAGCCGAAAAUAAUUAAAUAUAUGAAGCUAAUUAAGAUGAUUUAAAUAAUUUAAAAAAAUUCGGAGAGCAACUUAAGCUGAAAUAUAUAUAAAAAAUAUGGUUCUUUUUCUAUAGACUAAUAAAACUGAGAAAGAUGUAUAAUUACUCAGAAGACCCUAUUUAUUUAUCAAACCAUUAUAUUUCACUUCUUAGAGGAGAAUAUUCUUUAGUGCCCGUUUUAUAAAUAGGUUGUCUAUCAGCUUCAUAUCUUUUUAAAAAAAUUUAUAAAAAGCUAAAAAUAAGUUCUUUAAUACUGACUUCAGGUACACUAGAACCAUUUGAGUUAAUAUAGAAAUCUUUAGAUUUAGAAUUUUAAACAUAUUCCUCUCCUCAUAUAAUUAAUUCGUAGACAAAUCUUUUUACUUAAUUUAUUAGCCACUACAAUGAUUAAGAGAUUUCCUUCAGUAUGAAAAAACUUGAAAAUGAAGAUAAUAAAAAUAAUAUUUUUUAUCAUUCUUAGUUAGCAAUUCACUUUAUUACAAAUAAAUUUAAUGAGUAUACUAAUCAAGUAAAAUAAAAAGGGGGAAUGGUUAUUUUCUUCAAGAGUUAUUCAAUGCUUUAACAAUACUACUUUUUGAUUAAAAAUUAUUAAUCUAAUGACUUUCGAUACUUUGUAGAAACAAGAGAUGCGAAUGAAUUUAAAGAAAUCUAUAGCUAAUAUAAGUAGCUUAUUCAAAAUAAUCGAACUAAUUGUGUUUUCUUAGCUGUAAAUAGGGGUAAACUCUCUGAAGGUAUUGAUUUAAAAGAUAAUUUAUGCAGAGUAGUUAUCCUUUUCGGAGUUCCAUAUCCAUGCUUUACAGAUCCAUAUGUAGUUUGUAAAAGAACUCAUGCAAAGCUUUAUUUAAAGGAAGAACAAUGGUAUAAAAAAGAGACUGUGAAGGUUGUCAACUAAUCUGCAGGAAGAUGUAUCCGCUACAAAGAUGAUUGGGGUUGCAUUUUUUUCUUAGACUCUUAAUAUUACUCAGAAAGCAAUAUAUAUAAACAUAUAUCAAAAUGGAUUUUAGAUGGCCAAAAAGCAAAAGUGAAAUAAACUGAUGAAUGGACUUAACAUUACUCUGAAUUUUUAUCAAAUAAAGCUUAAGAGUAUUUCUAAAAAUAAAAUUUUUGA